Messenger RNA from Zeugodacus cucurbitae (melon fly), 2995 nucleotides. RefSeq lists its product as uncharacterized. Bases 256 to 2985 code for a protein of 909 amino acids. The record is from RefSeq and is a predicted model, not a curated record. Gene Ontology annotation, biological process: regulation of transcription by RNA polymerase II. Gene Ontology annotation, molecular function: chromatin insulator sequence binding. Gene Ontology annotation, cellular component: chromosome. The transcript is spliced from 2 exons. Lineage: Eukaryota; Metazoa; Arthropoda; Insecta; Diptera; Tephritidae.
CAUACCAAAAGUGGCGGGCAAUUACAGAUUUUGUUAUGGUAUUUCUUUUUUGUUUUCCUUUGUCACAAUGUACGGAUAAACACAACUGACAGCUCACCGCCAAUCACCGCACUUACAUACGCGCCUUUGGAGUGUGAUAGCAUUUUCUUGCUAUUGCUUUUUUCUUCAUUUUUAUGUUUUACCAAUCAUAAGUUUUGUAUUUUCGCCAAGUCAAUAAUUAUACAGUCAGCCUAUUUCGGUAUUUCGGAGCAUUUAAUGCAACAAUCGAAAGUCAUGCACUUUUGCCGUAUAUGCCGUACGGAAAAGAAUCUUAAAUACACUGUGAAAGAGCUCCGGAAAUGUAGUCAAAAGCGAUGUAACGAUAAUUUACUUUACACUACGCCUACAUUAGGCAAUAUUUGUCACGAUUGUGAAGAGCGGCUGCACAAUUUUCACAGAUUGAAUGAGAACGAAGAUAAUGAGGAACGGAUAAUCGUCGAUGACGACGAAUUAUUGUACAAUUUAUUUUUCGAAAAAGUGGAACAGCACCGCCUAAUGAAACGCUUAAUGGUCGUGGGAGCAGGCGGCGGUGGAGGUGAAUGGAAUACUACGAGCUUACGCCAACAAACUUUGGUAGCAGCUACGGCUGGUGUAGCUGUCAACAUUGGAGACGAAGUUAUUGAAGUACUGACGUCACGCGAAAAUACUCCUUCCCCUGCGCUACCAAUAUCCUCGACACCAGCAGGUGCUGUUCAUCCAGCCGGUAAAAAACGUACCAUCGUUUCCCCCAAAAAGGAAAUUACUGCCACCAUAACCAGAAACGAAAAAGAUAGUGUAAAUAUUACUGCCACAGAAAAUACUACCUCAACUAGAAACACUGCCACAACAAAAAGCAUAACAUCAAAUCUUACCGAUAAAUGCACUCCAUAUAAAGUUUUGGCCGUAAUUGAUUUGGACGAUGACGAAGAUUUACAAGCAGACAAAGUUCCUGUACUGCCAACGCCUGAAAAAACACCAGACACAGAUGAAGAGGAAAUCGUCUUUCGGAAGGUUGAGCUUGCUAAUGACAAAGACACCCGCAAGGAUGAGAGGAGAGGAAACCAGAAAUCUCGAAAGGGGAAAUACCAACACGGUCAGAUGAAUCUAAUUGCCAGUCUAAGUUUGGUCUCAAGUGACAGCGAAUCAGAUGUUCAAGUUACUGACUCGGAAAUUAGUCCCAUCAAACGGAAUGACACGACAAUCACCGACAACAAUAAUACAACUCAGUUUUCUCCUCCCUUGGGUUGUAUUAAUAAUAUUAAAGCAGUAUCCCCUCCAAUUUUGUUGGAGAAUAUGCAACGACAAGAAUGCUUUGAAGCUGCCGUUAAAUGUCCAGUUUGUCAGACAGAAUUUACCGACAGUCAGCGCUUAAUCCACCACAUGCGUCGAAAGCAUCGUUCCUACAAUGGCCAAGUUUUGUCGGAACGUCCACGUUGCGCACAGGAUUCCGCUAUGACUAUAAGAUUACGAUAUAUGCAACGAUAUAUGUAUUAUGAAUGCCAACUUUGUGGCUGCAUUGAUGCCGUUUUUAAAAUACAUAAGGAGCAUGUUAUGCAAAAACAUGCCGAAGAGUCGAAAUCUUUGAAAGAUCCCAUGAUGCAAACGCUCAAAUGCCCAGUGUGUAAAGAGAAAUGCGGUUCACAACAUACAGAACUUUUGCGGCACAUGUUGCAUGCUCACAAAGCAACAGAAUGUCGCGAACAUUUUCGCCAAAUUACCAAAUUUCGGAAUUUGUUUCCCAACUGUGGUGCAAAGAAGGAGAAAGAACUAAAACAUACGGCGCGUAUAUAUCAAAUCACCUCGCGCAAACAAUACUUCUUCGAAUGCAUAGAAUGCCUGAAAAUUGUUACCGGUUAUUUUAAUUAUGUCAAACAUCAGAAUACACACAUUAAAUUGGUUCACACGAAAAGUACAGAAACACUUGUUUCCGAAACAGAUUCCACAACGACAGCACGGUCUUCAACAGAACCAGAACUGAAACGGGUAAAACCUAUUUGCGCGGAAACAAAAGCUAAAUUUGAAAAGCCAAAACCUCUCUUAACGUCGAAAGAACUGAAUGCGAAGCGGAAAGUGUCGGUUCCACAACAGAUCGUUGCACAGAAAAGCACACAACCACAGCCACGUCGCGAACGAAAAUUAACCAAAAAGGCUGUACAAGCAGCGCUUGUUAAGGUUAAGGUGAAGCCACCGCUGAAACAGUUGCCGGCACAACGAUACAAGUGCAACUAUUGUGUACAACAAUUUAAAGGAUUCCAUCGCUUGAACUUGCAUUUACUACGGGUUCAUGCGUUUUAUGACGGUCAUUUGCGUUGUGGAAUUUGUAUGUUGCGCUUUGUGAGCAACAAAGAGUGUGAAGAGCACGAACGAAAUCGGCACCAUUGUAAACAAAUGCGCAAAAUAGUAACGAAUAGCUUGCCAGAGACCAAUGAAACGUCUCAGGAGGAUGACACCGCAAUAAAUGCAAAACGACAGCGCUUGAAUAGCGAAUCUAGUAAAAUUGAAUUUGAAUCUAAAAUAGAAAUUUCCAAGCCUGAAAAUACGACGGAUGUUACAAAUGCAACAUGGCUACAGGAAUUGCUUUCGUUAGCGGUGAAAAAGCAAACUCAAAAUUCCAACACUGCCAACAAUAGUAAAAGCUAUGAUAACGCAAUAACCGGUUGUACUAAUCCAAAAGUGAGUCAAGAAAAGCGCGUUAUAGACAGGAAAAAUGAAAUUAAUGAAUAUGCGAUGGCUACUACUUCCCACCAGUGCCUUUACUGUAGCCAUCUCUUCAGCAGUCUUUCAAAAUUGCAAUCACACGAAAUUGAGCAUGUACAGCAACGUGAUGUCAAAAUAUUCCAACGCCGUGUAAUUGGUGUUAUUUCAGAAUUACAAACACACGAAAUCAAGCAAGUACAACAACAUCAAGUUAAAAUGUAUAAACGCCGUGCAAUUAGUCAUGUAAUCUCAACGACAGUUGCAAGAUGAGUUAUGAGCC